AUGCCGUCUUCAGGCCCCGCUUCCUGCAUGUCUCCCAACCCGGACAGGGAGAACCCAAGUAAGAAGGUCCAGUGGGCUUCUGGGAAGAGAAGGACAUCAUCCACAGACUCAGAGUCAAGGUCCCACUCUGACUCCUCCAAAGCGUCCAGGUCCCGGAGACCCAGCCGGCUGACUGUGAAGUAUGACCGGGGGCAGCUCCAGCGCUGGCUGGACGUGGAGCACUGGGUGGACGCACAGGUUCAGCAGCUCUUUCAGGAUCACCAGCCCUCUUCUGAGCCUGAUGACCUGGAGGCUCUCAUGGAACUAUCCACGGAGGAACAUAGACUCAGCUGGAGGGCCAUUCUCCAAACCAACUGCCCCCACCCCACAGAGUCCUUUAUCUCUGAGCUGCUCAGUGAACUCAAGAAACUCCGGAGACUCAGUCGGCCUCAGAAAUAAGCAUUGUAAAACUACCUUCACCAGCCUCAGCCUUCCUCACCCCUCUGGAUCCUGGGACCGUGGAGAGGGAAAUAGCUCCUUGAGUCACAGACAAGGAAAAUGGAUAUGAGGAGGAACAUUGGGACAC
This is a messenger RNA of Choloepus didactylus (southern two-toed sloth), 565 nucleotides long. RefSeq names its product protein phosphatase 1 regulatory inhibitor subunit 14D (gene PPP1R14D). Gene Ontology annotation, cellular component: cytoplasm. Gene Ontology annotation, molecular function: protein serine/threonine phosphatase inhibitor activity. Gene Ontology annotation, biological process: regulation of phosphorylation. The record is from RefSeq and is a predicted model, not a curated record. NCBI's taxonomy places the organism in Eukaryota, Metazoa, Chordata, Mammalia, Pilosa, Megalonychidae.